Trypanosoma theileri is the source of this 519-nucleotide messenger RNA. Its product is annotated as transcription elongation factor B, polypeptide 1. The transcript has a single exon. The record is from RefSeq and is a predicted model, not a curated record. Bases 1 to 519 code for a protein of 172 amino acids. NCBI's taxonomy places the organism in Eukaryota, Euglenozoa, Kinetoplastea, Trypanosomatida, Trypanosomatidae. Gene Ontology annotation, molecular function: protein-macromolecule adaptor activity. Gene Ontology annotation, biological process: ubiquitin-dependent protein catabolic process. Gene Ontology annotation, cellular component: elongin complex.
AUGAUACGCAGUGGAGCCGCAUUUAAUCCCAUGCGGCGCACUCCGCCACCGCCACCGUACAUGGAUACAUUCAACUUGGACCCAACGGAGUACAUUCGCGUACUCUCAGCGGAAGGCCACACAUUCGUCGUCCACCGUGACUGCGCUUGCUCCUCGCCGCUGCUGCGCAAAUGUCUCGCCAAUCGACUCGAUCCUGCGUUACCCACCGUACGUAUUUCUUGGGGCGACGAGGUUUCCACACGAAAAGACUCGGAAAGUACGGGAGAAUCACGAGAAGCGGGAGGUGAAGAGGCAACGACACCAAAGUCUGUUGGGAAUGUGGGAGAACAGAGAGGAGGGGAUCUUCGCCCACCCGUCAUUCACUUUCCGGAACUCCCCGCAGUGUGGUUGGAAGUGGUACUGCAGUAUUUACACCAUAAACACCGUUAUGAAGGAGAUACGGGCGAUAGGCCACCAUUCCACGUUCCUGUGGAAGGGGCAAUAGAAGUGAUGAAGGUCGCAGAGGUACUGCAAUGUUGA